Messenger RNA from Penicillium taxi, 1608 nucleotides. RefSeq names its product putative DNA-directed RNA polymerase III RPC4. Gene Ontology annotation, molecular function: DNA binding. The record is from RefSeq and is a predicted model, not a curated record. The transcript has a single exon. The coding region runs from base 1 to 1608 and encodes 535 amino acids. Lineage: Eukaryota; Fungi; Ascomycota; Eurotiomycetes; Eurotiales; Aspergillaceae. Gene Ontology annotation, cellular component: RNA polymerase III complex. Gene Ontology annotation, biological process: transcription by RNA polymerase III.
AUGCCUCCCAAAGGUGCAACUCGCGCAGGGCGAACAGCAGCAGCCUCUAGCGCAUCCUCCAGCCUAACGACAAAUGCUGAAGAUACAGAGUCUAAGCAAAAUUCAUCUACUUCAGGUGUAGCACCAAAACCAUAUGUGCAGCGAUUGCAAUCUCUCAAGAAAACUAAGCCAUCUGGAAGUAUCACGGCUGGCGCAAAGGCUGGCAAAUUCAAGGUCAAGGCGAUAGAACGAAAGAGCAAGGAAGAGCGAGAAGUACUUGAGAAAGCCGAAGCCGAAGCUCACGCACUGCGUAAUAAACGGACAGCAGCAGCUCUAAAACUUGCGCGUGGAGAUCAUGGUCAUCGUGGAGGCUCUUUCCGUGGUCGCGGAGGUUCCAUGAGAGUGGGCGCCGGGCCAUUCGGUGGUGGCCGCGGAGGUCGUGGUGGUGCCUUUUCUGGUCGUGUCGGUAUGGGCGGUGAUGAUUCGGACGAUUCGGACUCCUACGAAGACGACCUUCGCGUCAACAUCGAUCAAAUCAACCUCGACAGCGACAACGACGAGACUGGAAAGGGGAAGGGAAGAGCUUCAACCAACUCCAAAUUACAACCUGUUCGAGCCCAGCGAUAUGAACAUACAGAGCGAGCCGUCCAUGUUAAUGAGGAAUCGAGCGCGACCAUUGAGGUUCCGGUGGGGGCUCCAGUGGAGGAAGUUGCACAACCUGAGAAUAUUUCAUCAGUUGAGGGUUCAGAUGAUGGGCCACGCGUUAAGGCAGAGCCAAUCGAUGACGAGGAUACAGUAAUGGUGACUGAGGUGCCUCGUCAUGAGGAUGAUGGGCUGCCCGCAAUGAAGAAAAUGGUACGCACUAGCGUUCCUCCCUCCCCCAGGAAAAAGGCACCAAAAGCUCCACUUUCACAGCCUAAGCGGGAUCCGCGAGAACUACUUCGCACCACGGAGGAGAUUGAAGAAUAUGACCGACACUUGGAAGACCUGAAAAUCAUCCGAGAUCUGCUUUCCUUCGACGAGGUUCGACCCGAAAAGCCUCAAUCUGUGGAUUCGCAACCAUCAGCCCCAACUACUGAUGAUGACGAGGGCGAAAGUCAAGGCGUUACAAAACAAGAACAUGCGGAUGGCGAAGAGGCCGAAGAUACCGAAGUUGAACACAAGCUCGCCGGUCAGCUCUUUUUGAUGCAAUUCCCACCCAUGACACCCAACCUUGUCAUCCCAGGAUCCACAGGAGAUACUGCUCUUCCAUCGACAGAAACCACUGCCCAAAGUGAAACCGAAGCAGCAGACAAAGCUGCGGCCGACACAGCCGUGGCUGAGAAAGCCGCCUCUAAUAAGGCGAGAGUCCUCACUGCUGCAAUGCCAUGGGCCCUCCCAGCCGGUCGCGUGGGCAAGCUGAACCUUCACAAGUCCGGCCGCGUGACUAUGGAUUGGGGUGGCAUCAGCUUUGAGGUGGAUCGUGGCUCGGGCGCAGACUAUGUCCAAGAAGCCCUGAUCGUUUCGGAGCCAGAGGCCGAGGAGGCUGGCCAGCCUCAGAGGGAUGCAAAUUCACGAAAGGAGGCAUGGUCCAUGGGCCAGUUGCAGGGCAAGUUUACAGUCAAUCCCAACUGGGAUCAGAUUCUCUAA